AUUUUAACUGGUCGGCGACUCCGCCGCUGCCAUCUUCCCCCUCUCCCCCUCCGUACCACUCGUCUUCGUCUAGCCUCCCGCCCGCAGCCACCAUGGCACCCGGCCUCUACACCGACAUCGGCAAGAAGACCAGAGAUUUGCUGUACAAGGACUACAACACGCACCAGAAGUUCUCCCUCACCACCUGCUCGCCCCAUGGCAUCGCAAUCACAGCUGCAGGAACAAGGAAAAAUGAGUCCACCUUUGGCGAUCUUCACACUCAAAUUAAGAACAAUAAAUUGACGGUCGAUGUCAAAGCGAACUCAGAAUCAGAUCUUUUGACAACAAUCACUGUUGAUGAGAUUGGUACUCCAGGGCUCAAAUCAAUUCUCACUUUGGUUGUUCCGGACCAGAGGUCAGGGAAGCUUGAACUUCAGUACCUACAUGAAUAUACUGGUGUGAAUGCAAGCAUCGGGCUUAAUUCCAACCCUAUGGUUAACCUUUCUGGUGCCUUUGGAAGCAAAGCACUCUCAGUUGGCGUUGAUGUUUCAUUUGAUACGGAGACUAGCAAUUUCACUAAGUACAAUGCUGCCCUGAGCCUCGCCAAUCCAGAUCUUAUUGCUUCCCUUCAUUUGAAUAACCACGGUGAUACCCUGGUUGCGUCUUACUACCACCUGGUAAAGCAUCAUUCAGGCACUGCUGUUGGAGCUGAGCUGUCUCACAGCAUCUCAAGAAAUGAGAGCACACUAAUAUUUGGGUCUCAACACUCACUGGAUCCCCACACGACUGUCAAGGCACGUUUCAACAACUAUGGCAUGGCCAGUGCCCUUGUCCAGCAUGAAUGGCGUCCCAAGUCAUUCAUCACCGUCUCCGGUGAGGUCGACACCAGGGCAAUUGAGAAGAGUACGAAAGUUGGCCUGUCCUUGGUGCUCAAGCACUGAAAUGCUGAGUGUUUGGGGCUCUAGGAUUUUAUUUUCGAUUCGGAUGGAUUGGAAUAAGCAUGGCCUGGUGUCAUCUUUGCGGCACCGUUUGGAUCUUGAAUUACAUAUUCCUCUCCAUGAUCAAUUUCAUAGGAAAAUAUUAGGAUUGAUUUUAUGCUUUAAUUCCCAGCGCCCUGUUAAUAAUUCUGGUGAUUGAGACCUAUUGUUAAGCUUGCCAAAUAUGAUGGUGGUUAUUUUGUGUUCACUUCUAUGUCCAUUCCUUAGUCUGUCAUGCGUUUGGAUGUCUGGAUAAUAGUGGGAUUGUUUAUUGUGGAAUACAUAUAUUAUGUAAUUAUAUAUUCCAGCUUU
Molecule: messenger RNA, 1268 nt
Organism: Zea mays
Lineage: Eukaryota; Viridiplantae; Streptophyta; Magnoliopsida; Poales; Poaceae
Product: outer plastidial membrane protein porin
Exons: 6
Coding region: 93-920 (275 amino acids)
Biological process (GO): monoatomic anion transmembrane transport
Cellular component (GO): mitochondrial outer membrane
Molecular function (GO): voltage-gated monoatomic anion channel activity
Source: RefSeq, marked provisional